Messenger RNA from Neoarthrinium moseri, 1422 nucleotides. RefSeq lists its product as uncharacterized. NCBI's taxonomy places the organism in Eukaryota, Fungi, Ascomycota, Sordariomycetes, Amphisphaeriales, Apiosporaceae. The record is from RefSeq and is a predicted model, not a curated record. The transcript has a single exon. Gene Ontology annotation, molecular function: oxidoreductase activity; flavin adenine dinucleotide binding. The coding region runs from base 1 to 1422 and encodes 473 amino acids.
AUGUCUUCAACUCACUACGAUGUUGUCAUCGUCGGCUCGGGCCAGUCUGGGACCCCACUUGCGAAUGCAUUUGCCUCUGCCGGGCGAAAGACAGCUCUACUUGAACGAGCACACGUGGGCGGCACCUGUAUCAAUGAGGGAUGCACACCAACCAAGACCAUGAUAGCAUCCGGUCGUGUGGCAUAUCUCGGUAGACGAUCUACCGACUACGGCAUUCGCCAUCGUGAUAUGCUUGUAGAUAUGGGUAAGAUUCGGCAGCGGAAACGGGACAUUGUAAACAGCUGGACCACUGGCAACCUCAAGAAACUGGAAUCGAACGGAGUCGAUGUUUUGUUUGGAACAGCCAGAUUCUCAGCACCCAAAACGCUCAACGUUGACAUGAAUGAUGGGUCGCAUAAGGUGGUGGGUGGCGACAUGAUCCUGAUCAACACAGGAGAACGGCCAGCUAGGCCACAUAUCCAGGGCUUGGACGCCAUCGAUCCUAGCAGAGUUCUCGAUUCCACUUCCGUAAUGGAAUUGGGCCAAGUUCCCGACCAUCUCAUCGUGCUGGGCGGGGGGUAUAUCGGCCUGGAGUUUGGGCAGCUUUUUAAAAGAUUGGGCGCCAAAGUAACUUUGCUGCAGAGGGCUCGGCAACUGGUGCCGAGAGAGGAUGUUGAUGUGGCAGAAACACUAUUGGACAUCAUCCGCGAUGAUGAUAUUGACGUGCACCUCUCGACAGACGUGCUGUCGAUUGCCGGCACAAACCAGACCGACCUGCCUAUCAGUCUAGAGACUACCACAGGGACGUUCAGGGGCACGCAUAUCCUCCUUGCGACGGGCCGUACACCGAACACCGACAUGCUAAAUCUCGACGCUGCCGGUAUCAGGACGACUGGCCGUGGCCACAUCGUCAUCGAUGACAAACUGGAGACGAGUGCUCCAGGAGUCUACGCAAUUGGAGACGUUCAUGGUGGACCGGCAUUUACGCACAUGUCGUAUGAUGAUUUUAGAAUCAUCCGGAGCAAUCUACUCGGUGACUCUAUGGCUCCUACCACUCCUCCAAUGACCACGACGAAGGCAUCCAAAAGCCGGGUUUUGACUCCCUACGUAAUGUACACCGAUCCGCAACUUGGGCACGUUGGUGUGCACGACCGAGAUUUGAAAGAGCUUGAUCGCAAGACAAUGACAGCCACGAUGCCCAUGAGUUACGUUGCUCGUGCGAUAGAGACGGAAGAGACCCGUGGCAUGAUGAAGGCGACUGUGGAUGCAAAGACGGGCGAGAUCCUGGGUUUCACGUGCCUGGGUGUCGAAGGUGGUGAGGUGAUGGCCAUCGUACAGACUGCUAUGAUGGGUGGCCUGAAGUGGUGGGACCUGGAGGCGGCUGUCUUUGCCCAUCCAAGUCUCGCAGAGAGUUUGAAUAACCUUUGGGCAUACUUGAAGUAG